This is a messenger RNA of Effrenium voratum, 1695 nucleotides long. The record is from the annotation of a GenBank genome assembly. Lineage: Eukaryota; Dinophyceae; Suessiales; Symbiodiniaceae.
AUGGAGAAGUUUUCGACCCAAGCCCAAGCGGCGUCGAGCAAUCUGGCGAACUUUGUGAGCCAGCAGGAGCGGGUGAGGAAAGCCGUGGAUACGAAAGAUCUCUCUGCCUUGGAGAAGGAGCACUCCGAGGGAAAAGCCGAAGCCGACCCCUUCGGCGUCCGUGCUUGGUGGCGCCAGACCUGUCCGGAAACGGUGCGUCAGCUGAGCCAGAUCCAGGCGGAGCAGAAGACUUUGGCGGAGACCGCAUGCAAGAUGGAGGCAGACACCAAAGCCGAGUUGCAGGAGUUGUUGCGCAGCCCUUCCUCACUGGACUCCAAGACGAAGCGCCUGCAGGAUGCUCAGAAGGUUCGAGCUGACGGCUUGGAGAAACUCAAGGAGGGCACCAAGGAACUGGCCGAAGUUGUGGACGACGGAGAGGGUGACAUGUAUGAGAUCUUGGCGAAAGAGGGCUGGACGGACCAGAUGAUGAGCGAAGAGCAGAUGAUCUUGGCGCACUCGGAAGUGCAAGCAAGGCGCGAUCGGAACCGCUUCAGAGACGCUAACAAAGCAGCCUCCGACUUGCUGAAAAGUGGGCAACUUCCACCGCAGCUCGGGCAAGUGCACGAUUGCCUGGCAAAGGCGCAGGAGGCAAAAGAGAUCAGCGCUGCUGCAACCACGAGCAAGGUGAAAGCCCAAGAGCGACUUGACUACCUGAAAGGUUACAUAGCGGACACCCGCCGCUACAUAGAAGAUCCUUUGCGUGCUUCUCGCGACAAAGCGAUGGACGACGUGGACGAAGCGCGCCUACUUGCUGAAAAGGCCAUGGCGAGCCUUCGUUCGGCAUUGCAAACACUUUCCGAACGCAGCAGAAUCAAUGAGGCGCUCUAUUUGCAGGAGGCGCACUUGAAGGAGCAGCUGUUUAACGCCGAAGAGCAGCUGCUCCAAGCAGGGCCGGCUUUUCAACAGGCCGAGGCUGCGGGAGAUGAGUGCAACUCGAAGGCGUGUGCCGCAGCGAACGUGGUCGAGAGGGAAGUUGAGGCCACGGCGCGGCAGCUGAAGAGCCUGGCGCAGCCGGAGGCGAAGUUUGCGCUGGGGCAGGUGCUGCGUGCGCAGGAGCUGCUGGACCGCCUCGAGAAGGACAAGGAAGCCGAGAUCCGCUCGCUGAAGAAGGCGUUGGAGACCAACCGCCAGGAGGCGAAUAGCUUUGCAGAAGCUCGACGACAUGGCGGCGCGGCCCAAUUGACGAGCGUGGUGUGCGUGAAGAACUCGCAGAAGAAGAAGCUGGAGAACUCCUUGGGGGUCUGCGAGCAGGAACUGUCGGAGGUGAAAGAAGCCGCCGCCAGGGCUCAGAAUCAGAAGAAGGCCUUCCUCGACCUCAGAGGUGGCUAUGAGUUGGAGAUGGACUCGCAGUCUGCGGAAGCCAAGGAGCAUAUCAAAGAGUGCUACGCCGAACUUAAGCUUCCGUGGAUGGAUCCGGAUCCCACAGACACGACCACUGCCUUGACUAUCCCGUGCCAAGACCCGAUGCUGAAAAGGGUCAAGGAGCUUGAGGAGCUAGUUAAGGACCAACAGGAAUACAGGAAGCAGGAGCUGAAGGAGAAGCAAGAGCUGAUUCAGCAGAUGGCGAUCAUGCAGCGUGAGCUGGCGACCCUGAAGGUGGGGGAUGACACUUGUUCAACAUCUUCAUGGGAUGUUGGUCUUGCAGAAAGCCGUUGA